AUGGAUCCGACAGUCAAACUCACAAGAGUUCUCCUCAAAAACACCAAUGAUCCCAAACUGUCAUGGCACCUUUUCAAGCGCAUUCUGUCCUUACCAGUCACAGAGCAAUGUCCUCAAUCAAUUCCCAUCAUUACCCGUAUCCUCAUUCGCGCCAAAAUGGUUAAGGAACUAGAUGAUUUACCCCAACUUCUGAUUGCCUCACAGCCCCAAGAAACCUUGCAUUCUUCUCUUGUAACAUUCAUAGCCGUUUUAGCGAAAUCGGGUCUUUUUAAUAGGGCUGUUUCGCAGUUUAAAUCGUUGCGUUUUCGAUUUCCUGAAAACCCGCCUUCUAUCUAUUUGUAUAAUGUUCUCUUUAAAUCAUGUGCUAAAGAGAGCCGUGUAGAUUGUGUUUCUUGGUUGUAUAAAGAUAUGGUGGCUUCUGGGGUUUCUCCAGAGACUUAUACUUUUAAUGUGUUGAUUGGUUUGCUUUGUGAUUCGGGUUGUUUGGAUGACGCCCUAGAGUUGUUUGAUAGAAUGGCUGAGAAAGGUUGUAAACCGAAUGAGUACAGUUUUGGAAUUUUGGUUCGUGGGUAUUGUAGAGCUGGAUUUACUGGUAAAGGUUUGGAGCUUUUGAGUGAAAUGAGGAGAUUAGGGUUUUUGCCUAAUAAGGUUGUUUAUAAUACUUUGAUUUCGAGUUUUUGUAAGGAAGGUAAAAUUGAUGAUGCCGAAAAAUUGGUGGAUGAGAUGAGGGCGGUUGGUUUGUCUCCAGAUGUGGUGACUUUCAAUGCUAGGAUAUCGGCUUUGUGUAGUUCUGGGAAGGUUCUUGAGGCUUCUAGAAUUUUUAGGGAUAUGCAAAUUGAUGAAGUGUUAGGGCUCCCUCGGCCUAAUAUUAUAACAUAUAAUUUAAUGCUUGGGGGAUUUUGCAAGGAAGGGAUGUUGGAAGAAGCCAGGGCCCUGUUUGAGAAAAUGAAAGGAAGUGAUAGUUUAAUGAAUAUAGAGAGUUAUAAUAUUUGGUUGUUGGGUUUGGUCAGGAAUGGGAAGCUCUUAGAGGCUCAAUUGGAGGGGAGAAUAUCAGAAGCUGAGGAGUUGCUGCAAAAAAUGAAUGAAAGAGGUUAUGACAUCGAUACUGUGACCUGCAAUAUUGUAAUUGAUGGUCUAUGUAACAAUGGGAAGCUAGACAAAGCAAUUGAAAUAGUAAGUGGUAUGUGGAAUCAUGGAAGUGCUGCUCUGGGGAGCUUGGGGAACUCAUAUAUUGGCCUGGUUGAUGAUAGCGAUCGCAGGAAAAAAUGCAUGCCAGAUUUGAUUUCAUAUGCAACCAUAAUUAGUGGUUUAUGCAAGGCUGGGAGGCUUGAUGAAGCUAAAAAGAAGUUUAUUGAGAUGAUGGGGAAAGACCUGCAGCCUGAUUCUGCUAUUUACGAUGCGUUCAUAUAUAGCUUCUGCAAAGAAGGAAAGAUAUCAUCUGCAUUUCGAGUACUCAAAGACAUGGAGAAAAAAGGCUGCAACAAGACCCUGCAAACUUAUAAUUCAUUGAUCAUGGGCUUAGGGAGUAAAAACGAAAUAUUUGAAAUUUAUGGACUGAUGCAUGAGAUGAGAGAAAGAGGGGUUUUUCCUAGUGUCACGAUAUAUAAUAAUGUGCUUACUGCUCUAUGUGAAGGAGGAAGGGUUAAAGAUGCCCCUUCUGUUUUGGAUGAGAUGCUGCAAAAGGGCAUUUCUCCCAAUAUUUCAUCCUUCAGUAUACUAAUUAAAGCUUUCUGCAAGGCUUGUGAUUUUAGUGCAGUGGAUGAGAUAUUUGAGAUUUCUCUGGAUGUUUGCGGCCACAAGGAGGCCCUAUAUAGUUUAACAUUCAAUGAAUUACUUGAUGGAGGAGAAGUUGUCAAAGCUAAAAAGCUGUUUGAAACUGCCUUAGAUAGAUCUUUUGAUGUGGGGAACUUUCUCUACAAGGAUCUCAUUGACCACCUCUGUAAAGAGGAGAAGUUGGAUGAUGCUAGUGGCAUUCUACGCAAGUUGAUUGAUAAAGGAUACCGGUUUGAUCCUGCAUCAUUCAUGCCUGUGAUUGAUGGCUUUGGUAAAAGGGGAAACAAGCAUGACGCUGAUGAACUCGCAGAGAAAAUGAUGGAAAUGGCUUCAGAUGGUAAGGUGGAAAACAAAAUCCAUCGAAAUGCGAGGAGUUCCAUCCAAGGGAAGAAGAAUAAGGGUGGCGAAUGUGAAUGGCAGACUGUAUUGCACAGAGAUGAUGGCAGUGGAAUUGCACUGAAAGCUCUUAAACGCGUACAGAGAGGCUUGGAUCAGGGAAGUAUAGCAAGUUUGCAGCCCCAGAAAGAUGACUACCUUGAUUACUAG
Molecule: messenger RNA, 2319 nt
Organism: Dovyalis caffra
Lineage: Eukaryota; Viridiplantae; Streptophyta; Magnoliopsida; Malpighiales; Salicaceae
Source: the annotation of a GenBank genome assembly